Staurois parvus is the source of this 260-nucleotide messenger RNA. The record is from the annotation of a GenBank genome assembly. Lineage: Eukaryota; Metazoa; Chordata; Amphibia; Anura; Ranidae.
GGUCUGCUGGACACAAACUGAACAGGCAAGCAUGUAAAAAAAAAAGACAUAUCAGAAUGAUAAUGCAAUCAGGGGCGGACUGACAACUCAUGGGGCCCCCGGGCAAUAGGGGAUCAUGGGGCCCGUGUCUUUGCCUACACUCAAAAAAGCCUAUAAAAAAAAGGUACCAGGGGCAUUUCAUGGGGCCCCCUACUGACCCCGGGCCCUCGGGUGGUGCGAGAGUGCUCGAAUGGUCAGUCCGCCCCUGAAUGCUAUCUACU